Caenorhabditis sp. 36 PRJEB53466 is the source of this 375-nucleotide messenger RNA. NCBI's taxonomy places the organism in Eukaryota, Metazoa, Nematoda, Chromadorea, Rhabditida, Rhabditidae. The record is from the annotation of a GenBank genome assembly.
AUGCUCACUUUCUGCCCGGAAUGCGGAUGUGUGAUGCAAAUUGAAAACGGCGAGGAAUGUAUGCGAUUCUCGUGUCCCGCGUGUCCAUACGUCUGCCCCGUCACGCACACGGUCAGCAGCAGAAUCUAUCCGAAACUCAAAGACAUUGACGACGUGCUCGGCGGUCCGGGAGCCUGGGAGAAUGCCCAAGUGACCGACGGUAAACAGCGGCCUUCCAUUGAACGUGCGCAAUCCGUGCCAUUUUCAGAACGGUGUCCGCUGUGCUCGCACGAACGAGCCUACUUCAUGCAGCUGCAGACGAGGUCCGCCGACGAACCGAUGACCAUCUUCUACCGAUGCGCAGACAACGCUUGCGCCCAUCGAUGGAAGGAAUGA